UAGUUCACUUCAGAUGGCUGAGAAGACAACCAGAGGCCGGCAGGAUGUCCCUGGCUCUUCUCCGGAUGAAAAUGAAUUUCCCUUCGGAUAUCCCACUAACAUUUGCGAGGAUGUGCCUGAUCAGAAGUACCUGUGCAGCAACUGCAAUAACGUUCUGAAGAAAGCCCUGCAAACGCUCUGUGGGCAUAGGUACUGCUCAGCCUGCCUCUCCUGGGUUGUACGAAACAAUAAAAAUGCGAUUUGCCAGAAAUGUAAAGAGGAAGAUCCCAGCACUUUAAGUGAGGGAAGCCUAUUGGCAGAAGAAAGGGCUUUUGGUGAUGCUGCCAUUAAUAAAGAGAUUUCUGAACUCAAAGUGCACUGUAUGACCCUCGGAUGCAGUUGGUCUGGUAUCAUGAAAAAUUUUGAAGAGCAUCAGAGCUUGUGUGAAUAUGCUUUAAUCCCUUGUCACACUGGUUGUGGACACAUGGUGAUGAGAAAGAAACUUGCAGAUCAUUUGGAAAAUGGAUGUGUUAAUAAUGUGACAACGUGUCAGAAGUCUGCAAAGGGUUUCAUCCCGCCAUCGGAGCUGAGUGCGAAUGGUGCGGGAAAAAGCAUCUGUGAUCUGCAGAUCCCAGGCGGGCUGGAAAUCAACGGGGAUCUGGAAGUAGACUGUUUUCCUGGGUCUUCUCUUUCUGAAGAUGAGUCUGUUCUGCAACAACUUGUGAGGGAGAAAGUGAUUUCUGAGCUAGAAAAUAAGCUACAUGUGUUUGAGAAUAUUGUGGCAGUGCUCAAUAAAGAGGUGGAGACCUCUCACUUGGAAAUCACAGCCUUUCGGAGACAGAGUGAACUUGAUCAAAAUAUAAUACGAGGCCUUGAACUGAAGAUUGCAGAGUUGCACCGGUGCCUGACACAGAAGGACGCAGGCCUGAGCAGUCUUCAUAAGAGUCUUCUGUUCUCUGAGCAAGCCUCUUACGAUGGGGUCUUUCUGUGGAAAAUAACAGAUGUUGGCAGGAAGUUACAAGACUCUGUGACUGGAAGAACAGUCAGUUUGUAUUCACCAGCUUUCUACACGGCAAAGUAUGGCUACAAGGUCUGUCUGAGGGUUUAUCUGAACGGGGAUGGGACAGGAAAAGGAACCCACGUGUCCCUGUUCUUUGUUGUCAUGAAAGGAGACUACGAUGCUUUGCUCCCGUGGCCUUUCAGGCACAAGGUUACGUUUAUGUUGCUUGACCAAAAUAACAGGGAACACAUUAUCGAUGCGUUUCGCCCGGACUUGACUUCUGCUUCAUUUCAGAGACCAGUGAAUGACAUGAAUGUUGCGAGUGGCUGUCCCAUGUUCCUCCCGUUGUCCAAAUUACAGUCACCUAAGUAUGCCUAUGUGAAAGAAGACACACUUUUCCUUAAAUGCAUUAUAGAAACAAAUCAGUAA
Leptosomus discolor (cuckoo roller) is the source of this 1408-nucleotide messenger RNA. The record is from RefSeq and is a predicted model, not a curated record. NCBI's taxonomy places the organism in Eukaryota, Metazoa, Chordata, Aves, Leptosomiformes, Leptosomidae.